Alligator sinensis (Chinese alligator) is the source of this 5046-nucleotide messenger RNA. RefSeq names its product crystallin beta B3 (gene CRYBB3). Bases 4327 to 4962 code for a protein of 211 amino acids. The record is from RefSeq and is a predicted model, not a curated record. The transcript is spliced from 6 exons. Gene Ontology annotation, molecular function: structural constituent of eye lens. NCBI's taxonomy places the organism in Eukaryota, Metazoa, Chordata, Crocodylia, Alligatoridae. Gene Ontology annotation, biological process: visual perception; lens development in camera-type eye.
GCUUGAACAAACACACAGUUUUACUCUUUGCCAUAUUUUUGGUUCCCCCACUCGUUGCUGGCAAGCUACCAGACACAUUUUAGGUCAGAAACGGCCAGCGAUGGACUCAGAAACGCUUGUUUGCAGGCUUGCUCCAGUGUCUUCUUCAGCCGCAGCAGUGGUUUCAUCGUGACGUUUCUGUUGCUGCACUUUGCGUUUUUGCCUUGAAUUUGUCCAAUAUUCCGCUGUUGCGGUGGAUGCACGUAAAGGGCUGUAACGGAGCGGGGGGUGAGGUCUUUCGAAGGCAAAGCAGGGGCAAGGCAAGUACUGCCUGCAGCGCGAGGAGCCCAAGCCAGCUGCGAUCUUCGUCCCCUGUCACCGCUCUGCGAUGCUGGCAGUGCAUUUUGCAGUGAACGCGUUGAUCCGUGUCGGAUGGAGCAGGGGCAGAGGCCGCUGCGCAGAGCGACUGGCAUGGGUUCGGUGCAGCGUUUUGUGAAAGGUGGUGAAAGGUGAUUGCUGGUCUGUCCCCAGCAGCUGUCCUCGUGGGAAGGGCUCCCUGCUUGCUUACUGAACCGCGUUUCCUUCAGAUGAGGCCAGAAGGGCCGGUGCGGUGAGAGCUAAGCCUGGUCAGUCUCGUUUUGUCCCUCGUUACCGUGUGAAUGCCUUCCCCCGUCGGGCCGAUGCUGAAGCCCGCUGAACCGAGCUCACCUUUAAUCCGGGCUGCGACCAGAUGCUUCGGGCACGGGAUAACGCCCGGAGCCUCGAGAGGGAAAGAGGGUAGCUGACAACACCGGCGACCCUUGUGAGAUUUGUGCGCGGGUUCAUCGUGAGAGACGAACACCAAACAGCUGUCGGGAGGGAAACGUUCUUGCCGAGCGAUCCUGCAUGCAGAGUAGGCGGGAGAGACGGGCGUCGAGGGGCGCUAGCUAGUCGGGGACGUGGCCAGUCGGGAAUCCCACCGGUGCUCUUCACUGCCUUGAAAACCCUCGUGUCUGUCCUCCCGUCGGACGGACCGCUCCAUCUGGGGUCGCUGUCGCACCCGCUGUUUAACGGGAGGGGCCGUGGCAGUCCCCUCUCCCCGUGCCCUGGAUCAUUGCGUAGGGACUCGGCUCUGCUAGCCCGUGUCGCAGGUACCGGGGGUCUGUGGGGACGGGGGACGGAGAAGCACGGGUGGGCCAGCUCUGUCCGGUUAUUGCAGCCUGCCCCUCCCCAGGGACGUGCACCACUGGCCAAAGCCACCCCGUCCGCGGCGUGGCAAGGCGGGGGCCAGCCGUGGCUCUGCUGGUCUCGUCGGGCCACCCCGGGAGCGUGCUGCGGGCUUAGUUUGCCUGUGUCCAAGCAAGACCUGCCCUUUCCAUCCUCCGCGGAGUGGUGACCUUUUACCACGGGCCUGAAUUGGGUGCACGUGCACCAGCUUCCAAGUCCUCUGUUGCCCCAGAUGGACGUGGCCAAGCAAGGAAGAGGCCAGGGUAGGGCAGCACCUUGGAAGCAAACUGCUUCAGAGGUAAGCUUUCAUAGGCAGAUAGCCCGAUGCAGCGGGUCGCUGCCUAUGAAAACUCGGGCUUCUCCGAGCCGGUUAAGUGUCUAAGGUGCCCCCUUCCUGCCUGGCUUCAGGUGGACAUGGUGAGCCACCUCUUUGCCCGGAGCCGGGCGUCGUAGCCGUGCACGGGGCAGGGCGCUGUGAUGAGCAGUGUCAAGUAUUUCCCUUCCCGGGUCCACCUGGGACUCUUGUCAUAGCAGCGUGCUCUCCCCCAGGCAUUGUUGGCUCGGGUCAAGCAGCUGAGAGUAUUAUUAUUAUUAUUAUUAUUAUUAUUAUUAUUAUCAAUAUUAUUUUUUUUAACGAAGCUAUCUCUCAAAAUACUUUUUCACAUCUCUUGAUGGGUUUUGGAGAGGAGGGGGAAGGGGAAGGUCUGGAGGAUUAUCUUCUGACCACAUCGGACAUGCUGAUUGUAUGCGGCCUGUUUAAAGGAGCUAUUGUAUAGUUCAAACUUUUAUAUCGUUCCACAUAGCCUUAUAGACCCUGUAAAUAUGGAUCACACAGUUAAUAAAUAUAUUGUGCUAUAGAAAAUAUUUUGUACUACAUAGUUUCCUACGUAAAAUGGAUAUUCUGGCUGUUGUGGAACUUAUUGUAUGACUCUGAUUCCAAGUUUAGCUUUGCCAGGUAUUUAAAAAAAAUAAAAAGAAGAAGAAUAUUUUCUAUCCACGUGCCGCGAGUGUUUCCCAACGGGAUUGAAGAAGCCGACAGCAAGAGGAAAGCGAGCGCCGCUUGGAAGGAAAUCAGUAUGAGACGUCGUCCCCUCUGUCAUGUUUUGCAACUGUCUUAUCAAUGGUCAAGCUCCACGAGCUUGGAAAACAAAGUAGGAUUUAUGGGCACUUUAGUCAUUGCAAAACUCAAUGCAGGUGAGGAUGCCACCAAGAAAUGAGCCCGUGGGAAAAUGCCUGUAUUUUGAAUGUUAAACGGGAAAAAUCACAGUGUCAGAUGAGUCUUUGGCAGGUUAUUCCCCUUCCGAUCCCUCCCCGAGUGCUCGUUGCUCUGUCUGGAAGUCGUGUUCUCUGUUUUACAACCGUGAGAUUUCAUAUUCGUGGAGAGGGUGGAAACGUGAAAAGGAGCGUGAUAAACGCGAGUGUCGGUGCACCGCUGUCUGUGGCGGCUCUCCGCAUGUGCAGGAUGUGUUGCAAACCACGACAAUAAAUUACAGUACGAAGCUGUGGUGCCGCUUGUGUUUCAUGGAGGGUUUCACGUCGUCUCGCCGCGUGCCGGCUGCCCCCAGAACAGCUCUGCCGUGAAAACGGGUCGUCGCGGCCUGUCGCCGGCCCAUUUCUGCCCCGGGGAGGACUGCCCAGGCUUCUGGUAAAGACAAAUGGCAGAAGUGUCUUUGAGACGGUGACUUUCAGCCCACCCUCCCUGGGUAGGGCCUGGAGCCACGCUGAGGGCCGCGGCGUGAUGCUGCGAGCGGUCAGGGCUUUGCGAGCAAUGCACAGACGAUGCCGGGAUGGCAGGUUUUUGCCAGCGUUUGCCUGGCUCGUCCCUGCAAUCCCUGCCCCUCCGUCUCCACCCGUGCCCUGGCCUGCUCCCUGCUCGCGCCACGGAGACGCUCUCGUGCGUCCCCUGGAGCCACGCACCCAGGCCACGCUCGUUAAACACAACCCCGCCAAAGUCUCCCCCAGCAGCUAGCUGAAUAACGGAGCAGCUCUUGGAUUGAUUUGUCUCCUGAAUUAUGACUCCGGCUUGAGGCCGGGAGACGGUGCUGGGUGAAAGUGCUGACGGCCGUGCCCUCGGACCGGAGCGCGGUCUGCUCCAGCGCUGGCUGCUCCUCGCCUGCCUGUUUUCCACGCGGUGCUUGGUCUCUUGCAGCGGGCAUGGGCCUGGCUCCUGGCUAAGCACGUGCUUAAGUGCUUGCCUUCAUCAGGUCCGAGCCGUGGGUGCCUGGCUGGAAGGUCGAUUCGCACCCAGCUGAGCCCCGCUGACCUCGGGGCGUGACGUGCACUUGGCACUGAAGGGGCUUUUGGGGGUAGCCCGAUGGGUGGGAGACUCCAAAGCUUCAGUCUGCUCCUCCCCAGCCCCAGAUCCGUCCCCCAGCAGAGCUAUCUCCCCCGCCAAGGGACGGAUAUCUCUCUGCGCCAGGCAUUUUUCAGCAGUCCCGACCGACUCCGAGUUUCCUUCCUCCCAAGUGUAACACGUGGACGUGUCCCCCCGUGUUUGCCAGCACAACCAUGUUUGACACGAGGCCCCCGGGAGAAGGAUUGCCGGGGGAGGUCGGGGAGGCAGCAACAGGCCUAAAGGUGUGUGUUUGGGGAGAAGGAUGAUGCCUUUGCCUGGCAUCGGCGUGAGCUCUCAGUGGGCGAGACGGGGACGGGAUGGGAAGGAAGAGGAGGAUGGAGACCAGCAGCUCGCACGUCAUUGCUCAGCAGGUAAGUGGUUCCCCGGCUGUGGGACCGCAGGCACCCCCGACACCGAGCCCUUGCCCUACCCCGGCUCACUUCGAGGCCGGCAACGCGCCGUCUGUGUUUUGCACCGUUUUUGCCGUGCUCGGCUUCGGGCCCUCUGCAAACCGCUGAUGGGGGAGUUUUCCAAAGAGUCUGGAGAGGAGCAAUGCGAACAUGCUGAUGCGGAGCUGGCCGCUAAUCUGUGCGGCGGGGUCUAAGGCGCGGCGGGGAGGUAUCUGAAUACUGUUUCCACAGCGUGCCGCGAGCCCUCGCUAUUGAAGUGAAAUCUGCUGGACGGAAUUCAAUAGACAGCUGCUGCAUCAGCAUCGAAACUGCGCUGCUCUAUUCAGAGGCACCCCAUAAAUACAGUGGUCUCCCGUCCUGGCCCGGCACAGCCGAAACUCCUCCGGAAGAGGCGCAAUGACUGACCAGCCGAGCCCUUCCGAGCAGAUGGCCACUGGGGACGGCUUCGGUGGAAGAACUGGCACGUUCAAGAUCGCCGUCUACGAGCUGGAGAACUUCCAGGGCCGGAAGUUGGUGCUGACCGACGAGACCCCCAACGUGACCGAGAAGGCGCUGGAGAAGGUGGGCUCCAUCCAGGUGGAGUCAGGCCCGUGGCUGGGGUUUGAGCGCCAGGCGUUCGCCGGGGAGCAGUACGUGCUGGAGAAGGGAGACUACCCGCGCUGGGACGCCUGGUCCAACAGCCACAGCAGCGACCGUCUCAUGUCCAUCCGCCCCCUGGGCAUCGACAGCACCGACCACAAGAUCCACCUGUUUGAGAACCCAGGGUUCGCCGGCAGGAAGAUGGAGAUCGUCGACGACGACGUCCCGAGCCUCUGGGCCCACGGCUUCCAGGACCGCGUGGCCAGCGUCAAGGCGCUGAACGGGACGUGGGUGGGCUACGAGUUCCCCGGGUACCGGGGCCGCCAGUACGUCUUCGAGAAGGGCGACUACCGCCACUGGAACGAGUGGGACGCCAACCAGCCCCGCAUCCAGUCCGUGCGCCGCGUGCGCGACCAGCAGUGGCACCCGCGUGGCUCCUUCGAGCACAGCUGAAGGAGACCCAAGCACCCGCACCUGCACCCGCCGCCCCUUCCCGCGCCCCCCAAGCACACCAAGAAGAGGAAGCUCAAGUGAUUU